Zingiber officinale is the source of this 2345-nucleotide messenger RNA. Its product is annotated as probable E3 ubiquitin-protein ligase HIP1. Lineage: Eukaryota; Viridiplantae; Streptophyta; Magnoliopsida; Zingiberales; Zingiberaceae. The record is from RefSeq and is a predicted model, not a curated record. Gene Ontology annotation, molecular function: ubiquitin protein ligase activity. Bases 524 to 2095 code for a protein of 523 amino acids. The transcript is spliced from 8 exons.
UCAAAGAAUUGACAUGUUUCCUAUUUAAUCUCUUUGCGUAAGCUAACUAUUUUUUUUCCCUUGGCUAUUUAUAAAUUUUAGAGGCAUUUUUAAGAUAUUUUUUUAAAAAAAAAUGGAGCUCAAGUGUGAGGGUUAAAAUGGAAUUCUUCUCAUUUAAAUUUAAAACUUUGGCUCGAUAAAUUGGCAGUGGGUUGAAAAUUAGAAGAAUUACGAGGGCCAAGGAAAGAAAAAGCGAAGAAAAAAAAGAUAUAUAAAGAAACGGCAACCAAAUUCUUUGGACUCCCCAUUUCCAAUCGCAUUCCUCAUUUCUUUCAUUUGCUUCCUGAUUUCAUUCGGCGUCUUCUCGCCGCCUCCCUCGUCCUUUUAAGGCCGCCUCCUGUCGCCUUGUCAUCGGUCUGGGAAGGGCAGCAGCCGAAGACGGCAGCGCGGUUUGUGUGGAGUUUCGCAGGGGAGCGGCGGAGGAAGCUUCUUCCAGAUUGGUUGGCGCUUCGAAGGUUGACUUCCUAGUUCAAUCAAUUCUGUCAUGGAUCAAAAAAAUCUCCGGAAUGAACUUGUCCCUGUUUCAGCUGAGAGCGAGGGCUUACUUGACAACUCGCGAUUAUCUAGCGGAACUGUCUCCUGCGAAAAUGAAGCUAGCCAAGAGAAUGCUAGCUUGAAUAUAGCCCACCGUGACUCAAGCUAUAAUACAGGGCAUGCUGAACUAAGCAGACAGGUUCCUGAAUCAGGACUUCAUUCAGAAAUCAGUAAUCCAAGUUUAACACUGUGCCAGCAGGUUUCCUUCCCUGAAAACUCCUCAGGAGGGAGUUCUUCUAGGGCUUCCUUUUCCAACAAUGAUGGAGAGGAACAAAAUGUAGCAGAAUGCUAUUCAGACAAGCGAAAGAACAUUGAAAGAGACCUCGGGGAAUGCUCAGAGAGUCAAAAUUCUAGUAACCUUAAUGAAGGCAAUGAAAUAAAUGCAAGAAUCAGCAGUGUACAAAGAGAUGGAACUUUUGACCAUACUUCUGUUUGCGAAGCUAGAACUAGUGAAUGGUUUCAGCGGAAUACCCGAAGGAGAAUCAGCCAUGUUGAUGGAGCUAAUGCAUCUGCACCUGAUAUACGGUCACAAUAUAACAAUAUUAAUCAUAAUCCUUUGUCUCCCCAAUCAUCAUCUGCACUAGUCCUGCCUAAUCAGCCGAUGUAUGUUAGGUUUUUGGGUAGCAAUUUGGAGCCAUACAGGCAACACCAUGUACGUAGUGUUCCUUCCCGGUUCCGACAGAGUGGCAUUUCAAGAAUGGAAAUAGGUAGUUCUUCAGGCUCCAGGGCAGAUGUGGUUGAUCGUGCAGCUGCAGAAUUGCAUCUGCUAUGUGUUCCAAUCAAUAUCUCAGGGCAAGUCUUUGUUCUCCCAAUUGCCAUUAGGAAUAUGAUACAGGACCAAACAACUUCGGCUUCAGCCAGUGGCAACCCAGUUUUAUUUGGUAAUUCACUGCUUACAUCACAGGUCGUUAUCGAGUUUGGUGUCUAUUCAUUAGAAGGAGCAAAUUGGUUAGCUUACCUAAAUCAACACCAGAUAUCUAGUGCUGUUUCCCGUGUUCAACAGCUCAUAUCUAGUGGUGCUUUGGGCAUUCCCAUGAUCGCAGAUAUUUUUGCAGCUGCUGCAAGAGAAGGAAGGAACUGGAUGUCAGCGAUUCAGGAUAUUAUGCAUCUCAUUCGCCAGGGUGAUAAUGUACUUCGUGAGGAAGUUUUACGAGCCGGGUCAGCAUUUUUAGGCAUCAAUCUCCAAGACAGUUACAGAUAUAUGCGAAUGGAUGUUGAUAAUAUGUCUUAUGAGGAAUUGCUGGCACUGGAAAACCGAAUAGGUAGUGUCAACACUGGACUAAGCGAUGAUAAAAUUCUCCACUGCCUACAGCAAUGCAAGUAUGUAUCUACUGUCUCUGAAACAUCUGCGGCAGAAGUAGAGCCAUGCUGCAUUUGUCAGGAAGAAUUCACCGAAGGGGAAGAGCUUGGGCGAUUGGAUUGUGGUCAUGAUUUCCACUAUGCGUGCAUCAAGCAAUGGCUGACAAUAAAGAAUCUAUGCCCCAUCUGCAAAACAACUGCCCUUGAAAGCCAAAGAGAUUGAUGACGGUCAGGUGAACCGAAUGGCCCAGUGCACAAUCAUUUCCAACGUGGAGGGACAAGGAUGGAGAGGAAAAGGAGGAACUGAUAUGAUCUUCCUAAUCAAAUAGAGUGAAGUAAAGGUGACAGAUUUAACAGUAGUGCAGACUUGAUUGAGGUGAUGUAACUGAUGCCUGUGGCUAUUUGUUGAAGACACACUCCUUCAGAUUUCAGUAAAAAAGAGGAAUUUUCUUUUUAAAAAAAAGAAAGCAAGU